AAUCUAUGAUUGAUUUCCAUUUUCUUAUGCUCAGGGAAUGAAUUGUGUGGGAGUGGAGUUGGAACAAGAAUUUCAGCAGAACAGUAUGCUUCUGAUACAAUUGUUUUUCAGAAGAUGGUCCAAAGCAUCUACAACGGUGUCCAAACUAAGCCAUUAACCAUAGCACCAGGAGGAUUCUUUGAUGAAAAUUGGUUCAAAGAAUUCGUUGAUAAAACUACCCCAACACUGGAUGCUGUCACACACCAUAUAUACAAUCUAGGAGCAGGAGUCGACGAGCAUCUUAUCGAAAGGAUUCUUAACCCGUCCUAUCUCAAUGGCAUGGUCGAUACGUUUUACAAGCUUCAUGAGGUCCUUAGAAACUCACGAAGUUCAGCUAAAGCAUGGGUUGGGGAAGCAGGAGGGGCUUACAGCAGUGGGCAUAAUCUGGUCUCUAAUGCAUUCGUCUCGAGUUUCUGGUACUUGGACCAGCUCGGUAUGGCCGCCACUUUUGAUACGAAAACAUACUGCAGACAGACGUUGGUUGGUGGAAACUAUGGUUUACUGAACACGACAACCUUUGAACCGAAUCCAGAUUAUUACAGUGCACUCCUAUGGCAUC
Messenger RNA from Cucurbita pepo subsp. pepo (vegetable marrow), 598 nucleotides. The record is from RefSeq and is a predicted model, not a curated record. NCBI's taxonomy places the organism in Eukaryota, Viridiplantae, Streptophyta, Magnoliopsida, Cucurbitales, Cucurbitaceae.